UGUCUUUCUCAUUCUCUAUCUCUCUCUCUCACACACACAUAUAAAAUACACACACAUACACACCACCUGCAGGCAGCAGUGCAGCGCAGAGCCUUAGUCGAAGCAGCUCAAUGGACAUGAUGUAAUAGAAACGGCAUCAUCGCCUAUCAGCACCAUCCCGGCUGCAGCGACAUCAUCGGAGUCAGCGAUAACAGCGAGUGCAUCCUGGACCAUCGGAGGCAACAAUACCGGCAUCACACUGGGUUCUGCGGAGUGUGCGGGGCCGCCGGAGGCCAUGCGCCUAGUCCACGGCACAGAGAAACAGACCUUCUCCUUUAAGAAGUGCUCUGCCUUCCAGUUCGUCAAGAGGAAGGUGCGGAGGUGGAUGAGAAACCCGAAGGUUAGUGUGGAGAAGCCCCAGGCUAAAGCCUUCCUCUCACCGUGUCCCAAGUGUCAGGAUGGACAGGACCUGUGGUACACACACUUCCCCACCUCGUACGCUUGCUGCCCCUACAGCCCUGGAGGGUAUUAUCUUCCUCACCCGCCCAGCCCGUUGUGCCAACCCUGCAUGCCAGGCCCACGGGACAAGACCAAAAACUGCAAGGUGAGGAAGUGGAAAAUGCUGAGUCGUCACCACGGCGAUGGGAAGGCGAAAGAGGCGGAGCCAGAAGGUCACAUGGUCUGCCCAUGGGCCAUGUCACCCCUGUUGGGAAACCCUGUACUCAUGGAGUGCUCCAUCUGCAACGGACCCUACAUCACCUAUAGCAGUGAGGAGGCUUGGCAACCACGGCAACGCACACAGGCGAUGGACCUGUAUUACCACGGAGAAUCCGAUCCAGACUACGGGUGCACAUCAGACACCACUUUUAUGAAACAGAGGAAAAUGGGACUGAAUGACUUUAUUCAGAAACUGGCGACCAGCUCCUACGCCUGCAAACACCCAGAGGUGGAUUCCAUCCUGACCUUGACACCGCCACAAGAUCCCGAGCUGAUGACGAGCAACCCCUCUCCUCCUCCCAGUCCGUCUCAGCAGAUAAACCUGGGUCCUUCGUCCAACCCGACCGCUAAGCCCUCCGACUUCAACUUUCUGAAAGUUAUCGGAAAAGGCAGCUUCGGGAAGGUUCUUCUGGCUCGCCAUCGCGGCGAUGACAAAUUCUACGCGGUUAAAGUUCUGCAGAAGAAAGCCAUCCUGAAGAAGAAAGAGGAGAAACACAUCAUGUCCGAGCGUAACGUUUUGCUGAAGAACGUGAAGCACCCGUUCCUCGUGGGCCUGCAUUACUCCUUCCAAACUGCCGACAAACUCUACUUUGUGCUGGAUUACAUCAACGGAGGAGAGCUCUUCUAUCACCUUCAGAGGGAACGGUGCUUUCUGGAACCCCGUGCCCGUUUCUACGCUGCUGAAAUCGCCAGCGCUCUGGGCUACCUGCACUCCCUGAACAUUGUCUACAGGGACCUGAAGCCUGAAAACAUCCUCCUGGACUCGCAAGGACACAUCAUCCUAACAGACUUCGGCCUCUGCAAGGAGAACAUAGAGCCUAACGGAACCACGUCCACUUUCUGUGGGACGCCGGAGUAUUUGGCUCCAGAGGUGUUGCAUAAGCAGCCAUAUGACCGGACAGUGGACUGGUGGUGUUUGGGCGCUGUGCUCUACGAGAUGCUGUACGGCUUGCCUCCGUUUUAUAGCCGCAACACAGCCGAGAUGUACGACAACAUCCUGAACAAGCCGCUGCAGCUGAAGCCCAACAUCUCAAACGCUGCCCGCCAUCUCCUGGAGGGUCUGCUGCAGAAGGACCGUACUAAGAGGCUAGGCUGCACCGAUGACUUUAAUGAGAUCAAGAACCACAUGUUCUUCUCCCCCAUUAACUGGGAUGAUCUGAAUGCCAAGAAGCUCACCCCUCCCUUCAACCCCAAUGUGACCGGUCCCAACGACCUGCGGCACUUUGACCCGGAGUUCACAGAUGAGCCGGUGCCGAGCUCCAUCGGCUGCUCCCCAGACAGCGCUCUGGUGACGGCCAGCAUCAGCGACGCGGCCGAGGCCUUUCUGGGCUUCUCCUACGCUCCCAAUAUGGACUCGUACUUGUAGCCUGUCACCAUGGAGACCAUCCCAUAGACUCUGAAACCGUAGCUCAUUGCCAUGGAAAUGCCGUCCCAUGGAGUCCCACCUGUAGUGCAUCACUAUGAGAAUGAAGCCAGCCCCAUUGCCCCGCCCCCAGAUUGGGGGCCCCUGUUUGCACAUGGCCUUAGGCAGCUCCAUAGGCCUUGGUUUAAAGGCCUAAAUCGUACACAUGAGAGAAGUGACUUUCUUUCAUCAUCAUCGUUGUCUUGUUUGUCUACGCAGAGCAUGGUUACUUCUUCGCUUACAUACAUCCUGGUCAGACUGUCCUGGAUGGACAGAGAGAGAGAAUGUGCAGAAGUGCUGAUGGACUUUAUUUUCAAGUUUUUUUUUGUUUUGUUUUUAUUCACCCACAUAUUUGAGGGUAUUGCUGUUGUCAGAAUGUGAAUGCUCUGUUUCCAGAGGACUUUGUGUAUAUGUGCCUUCAUCUUCCCUCUCCCCUCUCAUGAGUCCUCUGGGUCAUAUGACCACACUCUGUCACCAAUUGCAUGACCUCAGGUUUGGUUGCACAAUUUGCUUAUGAUUUUAAGCAUCACAUUAACAUUUUAGUUUCAUCUGUCCUUUUUUUUUUUUUUUCUUUUUUUUUCUUUUUUUUUUCUUUUUUCAUUCCUCUUGAUUGAGUGGGCCAAAGCUGGAAGGAAUCUGCUGCUAUGUAUGCGUGUAGAUAGACGCCUGGACCGACCGAUCAGACGCCUUUGUCUCACCUUUAGUCUUCCAGCCUCCUUUAUGUGAUGUAACAACGCCGCUCGGAAAAUAAAAGCAUUCCAUCUGCAUCCGCUCACCACAUUCCACUCGAUAUGUCUGUGUACUGCUAUUUAAGUUUGUUUGUAAAUUUCGAGUCUGUGUAUUAGGUUUAAUAUAUAUGGAACAAAGCAACUAAGGAUAUGCUUACAUGUAAUGAUAACUGUUAAACAUGUACUGUAAAAUUGUAAAAUGUUUGAUUUAUGUGACUGUUUGGUUUGCAAUAAAAACAAUAUUGUUAUUUUCCCCAAAA
Molecule: messenger RNA, 3086 nt
Organism: Hemibagrus wyckioides
Lineage: Eukaryota; Metazoa; Chordata; Actinopteri; Siluriformes; Bagridae
Gene: sgk1
Product: serum/glucocorticoid regulated kinase 1
Exons: 14
Coding region: 275-2062 (595 amino acids)
Biological process (GO): protein phosphorylation
Molecular function (GO): protein serine/threonine kinase activity; ATP binding
Source: RefSeq, a predicted model, not a curated record